GUCACCUGAACUUCAAAUUAAAACAGUUUUAAUUUGUCUAAUUUUCAAGAAAUCCUGACGGCAAGGAGGAAAUGCUGAAGAACACUCGGACUGUGGCGUUUUCAUGCAACACAAAACAUCCACAUUGUGCACUUUUCCCCUUAAAAAAAAAAAUAAAUAAACCUCGUGUCUUGGUCGGCUAUAUGUUUAGGAUGACCCUCACCAGGAGAUCAGAUAUGUCUUUUCAAGCCUCCACCACAUCCCCAGCAGCGGUGACAAAUCACGCGCAGGUUUUUCGGAUGUUGCCUGAUAGUAGAGAGCCCACCUUCCCCCCUCCUCCUUCACAGUCGUAGUAAAACAGACUCCGUGUAGCUCGCCGCCAUGUACACGCGCAGAGUGGCACAUCUCCAAUGCGCAGUGUGCAUCUCCUGUCCUGGCUGUUAGAUUUGCUGUCGUCUGUGAAAAACCGCGGCUUGUGCCUCACACAGGAGAAGCGCUGCGGAUAUUCAGACACACAAAAAAAACUGGUAAAAUUCAGCAGAAUUUCAACUAUUAAGACGGUUUUUUUUUUUUCUCCUCUGCUCUAUCUUGAAAGAGUAAGGGCUCGUCUCUGAUUCACGCGUCUUAUCCAGGCUGCAUCUCUGGCUUUGAGUUGUUGGAGAGCCCGCAGAGGCGAGCAUGACAGCAUGACAAUGGUGCAAGGCUGCUUGACAGCAGGAUGAUGCGUUUUUGCUUUUUGCCAUUUUGCGUUUUGACUUUUGAGGAACGGGCUCUUUGCCGGAGGUGUCCCCGUGAUAAACCUGCAGCGUUUUGCUUGGUCUAUUUCACCUUGAAAAUAUUAAUACUUUGUGUGUGUUAUGGUAAACAUCUGGUGCCUCGUCCAGUCCGCUCUUUUCUCACCUUUCUCCUCCCAUCCGCCGCAGAGCUUCUCUAAUUGGAGCGACUCCGAGCAUCUUAAUUGAUGGAGAUCAUCCACAUCGGACACUGAGCACGAGUUACAGCGUUUACCAGCGCACCAGCAGGCUGAAACACAACGAUUCAGCUUCUUGUUGGAUGUUAUUGUCUCCUCUGCUGCUGCUGCUGCUGUUGUUUGUCGUUCACCCAGUUAGUCGUAUCCUCCAGUGACAAUGCCGGUGAACGCGCUGCCCCGUGGCGGCGGAGGCAGCAGCGGCAUCGGCGGCAUCGGCGGCCCGGGGUCCCUGAGCCCGGCGUCGCUGUCCCGCAGCCUGUCCCGACUAAGGGAGUACCGGACCCGGACGAGGAUCAUGCUGGCUCUGGGAGUCUCUCAGAUGGUCCUGGGGAGUCUCAUCCUGGCAGUCAGCUUCGCGGCUCUGGCUCUCACCACAUCACCCAGAGUCCGACACUCGUGCCCUUUCUGGGCAGGUUUCUCUGUGCUGCUCUCUGGACUGAUCGGAGUGGUGUCAUGGAAGAGGCCGCUCUCUCUUGUGAUCACGUUCUUCAUGCUGCUGUCAGCAGUGUGUGUGAUGCUCAACUUGGCGGGCUCCAUCCUCUCCUGCCAGAAUGCUCAGCUGGUCAACUCUCUGGAAGACUGUCAGCUGUGCGGAUGUGUGUUCCCCCCUCCUCCCCACCAGCUCAAGUUUGACAGCGAUGGAGUGUGUGUAUGCUGCGAGCUACAACAACAGAGUUCGAGCUGCAACAACCUGGGAGAGACACUGAAACUGAAUCCACUGAGGGACUGCAAUACCAUACGCCUCCGUCUCAAGGAGCUGCUGUUCAGCGUAUGUGCCCUUAACGUCAUCUCCACCAUUGUGUGUGCUCUGGCCACUGCCAUGUGCUGUAUGCAGAUGGUCUCAACUGAUGUGCUGCAGAUGUUUAUGCCACACAGGGCGCGAGCCUUAAAUGCUGACUGUAUGACCCCCCAUGGAACCAUCCUCCACCAAACACUGGACUUUGAUGAGUUUAUUCCUCCCAUUCCCCCUCCGCCCUACUACCCCCCAGAGUACACCUGCACCCCCUCGAUGGAUGGACAGAGAGGCCUGCACCUGGACUUUCCCCAUUCUCCCUUCAGUGCCAUCUAUGGGGUGCCCAUCAACAGCCCAGGGACCCUGUACCCUACUGACCUGCCACCUCCAUAUGAGUCCGUGGUGGGGCAGACCCCUGCCAGCCAGGUUACCACCAGCAUUGAGCAACAGGCUACUGAGUCCAGUUUAUGCGACAGAAACACCACUGCAGGUCUCAGCACUCAGGCCUCGGUGGACAGUGCAUCACUGAUGGUGUCAGAGGUGGCUGAUCAGGACCAGACUUGCUCCUCAGAGGACUUGUGUUCCCUGGAGGUCCAGGGCUCUGACUCUUCUCCCUAUGGCACACUCCACACUGCCCCCACUGAUGGAAGCUGCACCAGCCUGGAACUUUGUACACGUGACUCCUCCCGCUUGCGUCGUGGCCUGACUAACAUGGAUGCACGCCCCAGUGAUACUGGAUACAGUGAGUCUUCACACACCCAGGAGUCUCUGGAACGCUCUCCUGACUGGUCCUCAGAAAAUUUUAGCAAUCUGGACCAGGAGGAUUCCACAGACAACACACACCCAUGUGAAGAACUCAGGGCUGCAAUGCACAUAUGUGACGAGCUUGCAUCAGCCAAACAUUUACCAGAGGAGCCACCUAAAGCGUCGCCACACUCCCUCAUUAAAGCACGAAUGAUGAGCCGGAAGCUCACGCUCCCUGUCAGUAUCCCCCCACCACCUCAGCCUUGUUCCCCCACCUCUGUGGCCUCCUCUGGUGGAACUUCAGCCAUUAGCCCUUUGGCUCCUUCUCCUUCUCCUUCUCCACCUAGCAGGCCACGUGGCCCCAGGCUGUGUUUCAGUGUUUGGUCACCCUCUUCUACAUCACAACCCCCCUCUACCUCAGUCCAAAGUGGCUACUCGCCCUCAGAGAGGCCUCGGGUGCUCCGAGCAGCCAGGAGGUACCGCAAGCUGGCGCGCAUUGUCCGCUCCACCAGUGACCCUAUCUCCUGCUCCUCUACAACAGGACGAGAAAAUAAUGGCUGUGCCUCUGCAAAUAACCCUGAUACUGAAGCUUCAGCUCAUACAUCACCAGAUCAAGAGCAAAGAGACAUUUCAACAGAGGCAGUUGGAGCUAAACCCAGUCACUUAUGUGUCAGGAAGCAGCAGAAGGAUGACAGGAAAGUUGACAUCCACCUUAAAGCACGCUCGCUGCACACACACUCGUCCCACGAACGCCCGCACUCCCUGGCUGACCUGAAGAUGUACAAAGACACCAAGAUAUUGGUGGCCAAGUUCCUGGAGCAUUCAAGCUGCAGUCUACCUCCUGAAGUCCAGCAGGUUGUCAACAACAUCAAGUGCGUCAUCAAGUCGGAUGAGAAACACAUGGAGGAGGCCAUUUUCAGUGCCAAUGUCAUAGAUCAGGUGAUGACCCAGCGCAUCAUAGGUAGUCCGAGGAAGCGAGACUACCAGGAUCUUCACCUCCAGAGCUGCGGCGCUUUGAGUUCAUCCCCGUCCCCUUCCAUGCGCCGUCCAAAACACCUCCCACAAACAACCAGCACCUCCACCAACCCACUGGACUCCCCUUCCUCUGAUCAAAGCCUUGAGUGCAGAGAAACUAUUCUCUGACCACUCUUCCAGCAAGGACUCGGGUCAAAACUCUGAGGGCAUUUCAGGGUGCUGGAGUUGCAGACACGCUGUGCGGUGUCUGUAGAGUAAUUAAUAACUCUUCAUUGGGAGAUCAUUUAUUUGUACAGUGUGACUGCAAUAUAGGCAAACUGAAGUAUUCUCAUGCUGCAUCUCCUAGUGCCCUGUGAGACCGUGCCAAGUCAUCAGCAGAAAUGGUAGCAAACUCAGACUGAGCCUGCCAGUGACUGUAGUGGCUUCUUUCUCAUCAGAAAAACAAAAGAAUGUUUCUCCCUCAGGGGAUCUUUUCUACUGAGUUUCAUCUCUGAAAAAAACAACAAACAAAUAUACAACUGGUAAGUUUGAAUCUGUGACUGAAAGACAAAGGAGAUUAUGUUUUCAGUAUUCCUCUUGUCCUCAAAAGAAAGAGAGAGAAAUAUGUUUGUAUUAAACUGUGAACAGAACCGACUGGGCAUUACUAGCCAUUAUUUGCAGACUUUGUGGAACUGUUACUGAUAAGGUGUUGAAUAUUUUGUGGUGUCGCUGGUUCAAAAACAUCACAGAUGUGGAUUAUUUAACUUACCUCAUUGUGUUACAAUUCUUAUCAGUGUUACAAUAAAAUCUGAGUUUGUA
This is a messenger RNA of Seriola aureovittata, 4199 nucleotides long. RefSeq names its product family with sequence similarity 189 member A1 (gene entrep2). Lineage: Eukaryota; Metazoa; Chordata; Actinopteri; Carangiformes; Carangidae. The record is from RefSeq and is a predicted model, not a curated record. Bases 1107 to 3569 code for a protein of 820 amino acids. Gene Ontology annotation, cellular component: membrane. The transcript is spliced from 12 exons.